Molecule: messenger RNA, 981 nt
Organism: Vidua macroura (Pin-tailed whydah)
Lineage: Eukaryota; Metazoa; Chordata; Aves; Passeriformes; Viduidae
Exons: 6
Coding region: 1-981 (326 amino acids)
Source: RefSeq, a predicted model, not a curated record
AUGGAGGAUAAGGCUGAAUUUUGCUGUUCUCUGUGUACCUUUGCGGUACUGGAACAGGGACUCUUUGCGGGCAGCGCUGGUGGCAGCGCUGGUGGCGCUGUCCCUCGGGAGGGCAGCGCGGUGUCCCCGCCGGGCGCGGAGCUGGCCGAGGUGCUGAACCCGCGGCUGCGGCAUUCCGGGAAAGCGGCUCCACAGCAGCCACCAGAGCAGUCUAGGCAUUUGUGCCUUCAUCAGAGGGAGAUUCCGGCAGGAGGCAGGACUCCUUCUCCUCUAACCCUAAAUGGAGACAACUGCCCAAGCCACCCACGAGGAGCAUCUUGCCAGGAAGGCGGCUCUGGGCUUGUCGAGCAGGCCGGGCAGGGCGGCUGGCACAGGGCAGGGCCGGUGGAAUGGCAGCCGGGCUCCCUCCUGCAGCCUGGUCGGCAGAAGCAGAGCCUGACCCGUGCUGAGCCAGCACUCCCCUUUGUAGCAGGCUGCGGGGCCAGGCCGCAGUGCACAGGGCCAGGAGGCCUUGCUGAUCUUAUUAUCCCCGUUCUGAGCUGUUGCAGACUGCUUGGGUGCAAGCGUGACCAGCUGGCAGCCAAAAGAGCCUCUGAGAAAACAGGAAGCAGAACUGCCACCUUUUGUGAGCUGUGCCACUGCCCAUCGCAGGGCAAGUGGGAAGUGUCAUCAUCCCAGUGGGAGAGUGAGGUGCUUCUCUGGAUCCAGACCUCACCAGGGCCUUUUUCACCCAGCCUUCCUGGGCUGCCAGAGCCUGACUCUGCUCUGACCCUUGCCUGCCAUCCUGCAUCUCCCAGUGCAGCUGACCCGGAGCUCUGGCCUUGCCAUGUCCGUGCAGGCAGGUUUGUCCACACAGCCAGCAGGAGCUGGCUUUGGCAAUUAAAUGAUAGGAUUAGAUGUGUCUGCCAGGCCUCUCUAGAUCUCCCGCAGGCUCGAAGCCGCGCCGCUCCCCGCGUCCCCGCAGUUCCUCCUUCCAGUUAA